CCCCACGACCCUGCGCGGCGCCGCCGAGGGUGCGUUUGACUGACAGGCAGCGGUGGCUCGGUAGCGAAGGCAGGUCCCUGCCGAGGCCUCUCACUCCAGCUGGCCCCCGCCACCCCCGUCGCUGUCCACAGAGAAUGCGGGUGUUGGCUGCUUCCUGGGGGAGUCGCGGAGCUUGCAGGUGAGACCAGGCCAGAAUGGGGGACACCAGGGACCUCUGCCCUCACCUUGACUCUAUAGGGGAGGUGACCAAAGAUGACUUGCUGCUCAAAUCUAAGCAGGGAGCCUGCCAGUCAUGUGGCGUUUCUGGGCCGAACCUGUGGGCCUGCCUCCAGGUCACCUGCCCCUACGUUGGCUGCGGAGAGUCCUUCGCUGACCACAGCACCAUUCACGCGCAGGUCAAAAAGCACAACCUGACCGUGAACCUGACCACGUUCCGGGUGUGGUGUUACGCCUGCGAGAAGGAGGUGUUCCUGGAGCAGCGGCUGGCGGCCCCCCUGCCCGCCUCCUCUCCCAAAUUCUCCGAGCAGGACCCUCCACUGCCCUCCCACCCUCUGAAAGCUGUCCCCAUUGCCGUGGCCGAUGAAGGGGAGUCUGAGUCAGAGGAUGAUGACCUGAAGCCUCGAGGCCUCACGGGCAUGAAGAACCUCGGGAACUCCUGCUACAUGAACGCUGCGCUGCAGGCCCUGUCCAACUGCCCGCCGCUGACCCAGUUCUUCUUGGAGUGUGGAGGCCUGGUGCGCACAGACAAGAAGCCUGCCCUGUGCAAGAGCUACCAGAAGCUGGUGUCUGAGGUCUGGCACAGGAAACGCCCAAGCUACGUGGUUCCCAGCAGCCUGUCCCACGGGAUCAAGUUGGUCAACCCGAUGUUCCGAGGCUACGCCCAGCAGGACACCCAGGAGUUCCUGCGCUGCCUGAUGGACCAGCUGCACGAGGAGCUCAAGGAGCCGGUGGUGGCAGCAGCGGCGACCCUGGCGGAGGCUCGGGAUUCGGACUUGAGCGACACAGAUGAGAAGAGGGAGGGCGACCGGAGCCCAUCAGAGGACGAGUUUCUGUCCUGCGACUCGAGCAGCGACCGGGGCGAGGGCGACGGGCAGGGCCGGGGCGGGGGCAGCUCGCAGGCCGAGGCAGAGCUGCUGGUCGCUGAGGAGGCGGGCCGCGCCAUCUCUGAGAAGGAGCGGAUGAAGGACCGCAAGUUCUCCUGGGGCCAGCAGCGCACUAACUCCGAGCAGGUGGAUGAGGACGCGGACGUGGACACUGCCAUGGCCGCCCUUGACCGCCAGCCCAUGGAGGCGCAGCCGCCCUCGCCGCGGUCCGCCAGUCCCUGCCGCACCCCAGAGCCCGACAACGAGGCCCACAUGCGUAGCACGUCCCGGCCCUGCAGCCCCGUCCACCUCCACGAGGGCCACACCAAGCUACCCAGCGGCCCUCCUCGCGCGAGCCCCGUGAGGAUGGCGCCGUCAUACGUGCUCAAGAAAGCCCAGGUGCUGAGCGCUGGCAGCCGGCGGCGGAAGGAGCAGCGCUUCCGCAGUGUCAUCUCCGACAUCUUCGACGGCUCCAUCCUCAGCCUGGUGCAGUGUCUCACCUGUGACCGGGUGUCCACGACGGUGGAGACAUUCCAGGACCUGUCACUGCCCAUUCCUGGCAAAGAGGACCUGGCCAAGCUCCACUCGGCCAUCUACCAGAACGUGCCGGCCAAGCCGGGCGCCUGUGGGGACAGCCACACGGCCCAGGGCUGGCUGGCCUUCAUCAUGGAGUACAUCCGACGGUUUGUGGUAUCCUGUACCCCCAGCUGGUUUUGGGGGCCCGUCAUCACCCUGGAAGACUGCCUCGCCGCCUUCUUCGCCGCCGACGAGCUGAAGGGCGACAACAUGUACAGCUGCGAGCGCUGUAAAAAGCUGCGGAAUGGGGUGAAGUACUGCAAGGUGCUGCGGCUGCCCGAGAUCCUGUGUGUCCACCUGAAACGCUUCCGGCACGAGGUGAUGUAUUCGUUCAAAAUCAGCAGCCACGUCGCCUUCCCCCUCGAGGGACUUGACCUGCGCCCUUUCCUCGCCAAGGAGUGCACAUCCCAGAUCACCACGUACGACCUCCUCUCGGUCAUCUGCCACCACGGCACAGCAGGCAGUGGCCACUACAUCGCCUACUGCCAGAAUGUCAUCAACGGGCAGUGGUAUGAGUUCGAUGACCAGUACGUCACCGAGGUCCACGAGACGGUGGUGCAGAGCGCGGAGGCCUACGUCCUCUUCUAUAGGAAGAGCAGCGAGGAGGCCGUGCGGGAGCGGCAGCAGGUGGUGUCCCUGGCCGCCCUGCGGGAGCCCAGCCUGCUGCGGUUCUACGUGUCCCGGGAAUGGCUCAACAAGUUCAACACCUUCGCCGAGCCGGGGCCCAUCGCCAACCACACCUUCCUCUGCUCCCACGGGGGCGUCCCGCCCAACAAGUACCACUACAUCGACGACCUGGUGGUGGUCCUGCCCCAGAACGUGUGGGAGCACCUGUACAACAGGUUUGGGGGCGGCCCUGCCGUGAACCACCUGUACGUGUGCUCCACCUGCCAGGUGGAGAUCGAGGCUCUGGCCAAGCGCAGGCGGAUUGAGAUCGACACCUUCAUUAAGCUGAACAAGGCGUUCCAGGCUGAGGAGUCACCGGGUGUCAUCUUCUGCAUCAGCAUGCAGUGGUUUCGCGAGUGGGAGGCCUUUGUCAAGGGCAAGGACAAUGAGCCCCCCGGGCCCAUCGACAACAGCAGGAUCGCGCAGGUGAAAGGCAGCGGCCACGUCCAGCUGAGGCAGGGCGCGGACUACGGGCAGAUCUCCGAGGAGACCUGGGCCUACCUGCACAGCCUGUACGGCGGCGGCCCGGAGAUCGCCGUGCGGCAGAGCGUGGCCCAGCUGCAGGACCCGGACGGCCUGCAUGGGGAGCAGAAGAUCGAAGCUGAGACCCGGGCCGCCUGACACUGGGCUGGUCUGUGAGUCCCCUUCUCCCUGUGCAGAGACCCCCUGGUGUCCCCUGAGUGCUGGCCCCCGAACACACCUUCCGUGAGGCCGUUUGGAAGGACCUGGGUUGGGCCCCACUGGGCCAGGUGACCCGGUGUCCCCACGGCCCCGGCCUCCGCCCCCCUCCCCACAGAGGAGGCGCCUGUCCCUGGGAGGGAGGCCGGCACCAGGGAGCCCAGGCCUGUGAUGAGGCAGGAGAGCCGCCAGCCUCCCGCAACAGCGCCGGGCUGGGGACCGAGCCCACCCGGGGGACCGUGGGCCGGCUUCGAUGGCCGAGGCUGCACGGCCUGGACUUGGGUCUUUGUCCCGGAAGCGCCCACACGUCACUGCUGUCGUCUGGUUAUCACGCCCCCCAACUUCUGUCCUCUUGCUAGCUCAGGCCCAGCUUCUGUCCCCACGCUCUCAGCUGGGCUGUGGCCUUGGGACAGAGGGUUGGGAAAAGCUGUUGCUUCCUGGGCGUCUCCUGCAGGCGCCCGGCCCGGCCCAGCCCCCGAGACCCACGGGCCAGCAGGGUGCCCAGCGCUGCGUCACUGAGGCCCCGCUUCCCCCUGGCCCCCUGCGGUCACCCAAAGGCUCCUGAACCCUGAGUGGGCGCUCUGGUUUUUUGGGGACUAAAGACGCAUCCGACACUGGGACUGGAGAGGGAGCUGUUUCGGGGGGCAGCUGGUCUCCUGUCACCCUGUGCUGUGGCGCUGGCCCCCACUGGGGAACCGACGACGAGACAGAAAUACCUCACGUUGCUAGUGUGUGCGCGCCGGCAGCUUCUGUGGGGGCUGACCUCUGGGAAAGCACCGCCUGCCCACAUGGCCCAGCCUGCAGAGCCCUGCGCCUGGAGGUGUGGCCCCGGGCAGCCGUCACCCCGAGGGCCUGCAAGUGCAUCUUCUGGAUGCUGAGUGAGGCCACUGCUGGGGCCCCAGGACCACCAAGCACCGCUUCCGCGGGCACCGAAGCCCCGGGACGACGGCCGGGGCGGGCUGCUUCCCUCGUCAGGGCCAAAGUGAACGUGGGGCUGGGGCAGGGGGUCCUGGGACCAAAACCCCCAGAUGCUGUGGCCCUCGGUCUUGGGAGAAGCAGCUGUUGCAGAAAUUCCAGCAGAUGGCGCUGGCAGAGCCCCCCCGAAGCUGCGGCAAUGUGCCGCCCAGGCCUGUGACCUCGGCCUACCGGGACCUGGUACCUUCCCCGCUGAUGCAGCAUGCGACCGCAGAACAAGCCACUGCUGGGAUUUUGUGACAUUUACUGCAGUCUUUUGAAAGCUACUGCUGCAGCCGCGGUGACCUGGGUGUGACGUGGAGACGCCACCGUGCAGGCUGGAAUCUCGCCCACGGCUGUGCGGUCCUGUCUGGGUUCGGGAUGGCAUAAUAAAUCCACACACGU
Pteronotus mesoamericanus is the source of this 4361-nucleotide messenger RNA. RefSeq names its product ubiquitin specific peptidase 20 (gene USP20). NCBI's taxonomy places the organism in Eukaryota, Metazoa, Chordata, Mammalia, Chiroptera, Mormoopidae. The transcript has 25 exons. The record is from RefSeq and is a predicted model, not a curated record. Gene Ontology annotation, cellular component: cytoplasm. Bases 195 to 2945 code for a protein of 916 amino acids. Gene Ontology annotation, molecular function: cysteine-type deubiquitinase activity; zinc ion binding. Gene Ontology annotation, biological process: protein deubiquitination.